This is a messenger RNA of Uranotaenia lowii, 6321 nucleotides long. RefSeq lists its product as uncharacterized. Gene Ontology annotation, biological process: DNA integration. The record is from RefSeq and is a predicted model, not a curated record. Gene Ontology annotation, molecular function: zinc ion binding; nucleic acid binding. Lineage: Eukaryota; Metazoa; Arthropoda; Insecta; Diptera; Culicidae. The transcript has 5 exons. Bases 1 to 6321 code for a protein of 2106 amino acids.
AUGCCUGCAUCUACAUCCGUCGCCAAGGUGGCGCCUUUGAAAAGGCUCCAAACAAAACUCCGAGGUCAUAUUGAGCUUUUCAAAACCAUCGCAGUCUACGCAGAUACAAUUCGAGACAUUACAUCCGUGCAACAAAUCGCUGUAAGAGUCGAGAAACUGGACGAACUUUGGGAGAAGGUGAACGAAACCAUCGAAGACAUCGAGAAUCACGACGAUUACAACCCAGACACUAGUGAUGUGAAUGAGGAACGCGUAACUUUCGUGAACAUGUACUACAACCUCAAGGGCGUGUUCAUGGAAAAGAUUAAGGAGCUUGAGGAGUCCUCUGCAUCACACCAAUCCACAAGGUUCAUGGAUUCUUCGCUUCUGCCGACUGUCGAACAUGUGAAGUUACCCCAGAUUAAGCUCCAAUCGUUCAGCGGUGACAUCGAUGAGUGGUUGAGUUUCCGAGACCUGUUUCUUUCGCUGAUUCACACCAAGGCUGAUCUUCCCAACGUUGAAAAAUUCCACUACCUUAAGGGAUGUCUGUCAGGGGAAGCUAAGGCACUGGUCGAUCCGUUAUCCAUUACCGCAGUGAAUUAUCAGGUCGCCUGGGACAUCCUCAUGAAGCGUUACAACGAUAGCAAGAUUCUGAAGCGAAGGCAGGUUCGCGCGUUGUUCAGUCUACCAAAUGUACCAAGGGAAUCUCCGUCUCAGCUACAAACACUCCUGGAAGGCUUUGAACGUAGUGUUCAAACGCUGGAUCAGCUGGUGAAGGCAGAGGAUUACAAAGACCUACUCUUGCUGGAAAUCCUAGGUUCCAGGUUAGAUCCAAGUACACGUCGAGCAUGGGAAGAGGUAUCUGCCAACAAGGAGAAGGACAAGAUCAAGGAUCUUACGGAGUUCCUCCAGACACGAGUGAAGGUAUUGAGCUGCUUGUCCUCGAAUAACGCCGAUGCAAGAAGAGAUCAACCGCAAUGGAUUCGGAAGCAGCCCACAAACCGAACGGCCAACAAUGCUUCGCAGUUUACCACAGGCCGAUGUAUUGCAUGCCCUGAAGACCAUCUUCUCCAUCAAUGUCUGGCUUUCAAGAAUUUGUCGGUUGCAGAGAGGGAACAACUUAUUCGAAAACACAGUAUGUGCAGGAACUGUUUUAGACGAGGUCAUAUCGCAAUGAAGUGUCCGUCAACAUACGUUUGUCGCAGCUGUAGAGGGAAACAUCACACUUUGCUGUGUUUUCACGCCGAGAAUAGAGUCGCACAUUCCGCCGUCACUGAAACUUCCAUGGGGCAACGAGGUGCUGAGCGGGCCGAGUACGUUGGGGAAUCAUCAUCAACCGGAACUACCUCUGCAAACACAGCUAGAAGGUCCAACUCAACAAUGCUAUUGGCUACAGCUGUCGUCCUGGUAGAAGAUUGUACUGGAUUCAGUUACCCGGCCAGAGCGCUUUUGGACUCCGGUUCUGAGUGUAACUUCAUGACAGAAACACUUUGUCAACGGUUGGGAGUGCAGCGAAAAUCAAUAAAUAUCUCGGUAGUCGGUAUUGGUCAAGCAAACAGCCACGUCAAGCACCAGGUUUCAGCUUUGAUUCGAUCCAGAACGUCCAGCUUUAGCAGAAAAAUGGAUUUUCUCGUCCUUCCUAAGGUUACAGCUGAUCUUCCUACAGCUACCGUCGAUACUUCCAAUUGGAAACUUCCACCAGGAGUUAAUCUUGCCGAUCCAUCCUAUUGUAAAUCAAGGUCUAUUGAUCUAGUUCUUGGAAUACAGGAUUUCUUUGAGUUCUUUCAAACCGGAAACAAAAUUCGACUAGGAGAGGGACUGCCAACGCUGACCGAAUCGAUAUUUGGAUGGGUGGUAUCUGGAGUUGUAGACAACUGGCAGAAUUCUUCACAAACCGUAUGUAACACCGCUGUUUCACAAGAUUUGGAUGAAAUCUUAACUCGAUUUUGGAUUUGUGAAGAGCUGGAGCCUCUUCAAAAUUAUUCGCCUAACGAGUCGCGCUGUGAGGAGCAAUUUGUGCGCACGGUGCGCAGAGGAUCGGAUGGAAGGUACACAGUGAGCCUUCCCAAGGAUGAAGACGUAUUUCCAAGCAUUGGCGAUUCAAGGGAUAUCGCUUACCGACGUCUUCAAAGCCUAGAGCGUCGACUGGCAAGGGAGUCAGAGAUGCGCCAACAGUAUACUCAGUUUUUAGCCGACUAUCUGAAGCUUGGGCAUAUGCGGAAGAUAGAUGAGACCCUAGAUGCAGGACGAGUACGCUGUUAUUUACCGCACCAUCCGGUGAUUAAGGAAUCGAGCACUACCACCAAACUUCGAGUUGUAUUCGACGCUUCGUGUUCGACAUCAAGUGGCAAGUCACUCAACGAUAUUUUACUAGCGGGACCGGUAAUCCAGGAUGAUCUCCGGUCAAUCAUCCUAAGAAGCCGAACGAAGCAGUUCAUGAUCGUCGCUGACGUUGAAAAAAUGUUUCGACAAAUUCACAUUAGCGAUGCGGACAAACCCUUGCAGAGUAUUUUGUGGCGAGAAGAUCCAACCGAGGAAGUUAAAACUUACGAAUUAACCACCGUAACGUAUGGGACCAAACCUGCGCCGUUUCUAGCUACCAGAGUUUUGAAACAACUAGCAAUGGAUGAAGAAUUACGUUUUCCCAAGGCAGCCAAGGUAUUGAUUGAAGACGUGUACAUGGAUGACGUGCUCACAGGAACCGACGAUGAGUUAGAAGCAGUUUUACUAAGCCGUGAAUUGAGAAGAUUAACAGAAUGUGGAGGAUUCAAUCUUCGAAAGUUUGCUUCGAAUUCGCUGCAAGUCUUGGAGGAUCUACCUGAUGAAUAUUUGGCAUUAACUGCAGGCGAAGAGAUUGAUCUCGAUCCCGAUCCAUCGGUAAAAACGCUCGGACUAGUGUGGCAACCAAGGACGGAUACGUUCAGGUUCCAAUUCAUCAUAAAGCCCAUCGGAGUUAAGGAGCCCCAGACAAAACGGAAGGUCUUGUCUGUAAUCGCGACACUGUUUGAUCCAUUGGGACUGAUUGGAGCAGUCAUAACAACCGCAAAAAUCAUGAUGCAGCAGCUUUGGUGUAUUGAAGACGAGAAUGGCAAGAAAUUAGAUUGGGAUCUGCCGAUACCUCGAAUCAUUGAUGAAACCUGGCGGAGUUUCUACAAUCAACUUCAUCAAUUGAAUGAUUUACGGAUUCCAAGGUGCACGCUGAUUUCAAAUGCGGUUGAACGAGAGUUGCACGUCUUUUCUGACGCAUCCGAAAAGGCAUACGGAGCAUGUGCUUAUCUGCGAAGCAGCGACCAAUAUGGAAACUUCAUCGUCAGACUCCUCACUUCAAAAUCAAGGGUAUCACCUCUUAAAACACAGUCAAUACCGCGAUUGGAACUAUGUGGAGCGUUAAAGGCGGCUGAGUUAGCAGAAAAUAUUCAGAGCGCUUUUAAAUUUCAAAUUUCCCUUCAUUUCUGGACUGAUUCAACAUGUGUGCUCCAAUGGUUGAAGCACAUCCCAUCAACAUGGUCAACGUAUGUCGCCAAUAGAGUAUCAAAAAUACAGAAGGUUACGGAAAGGCACCCUUGGAGACACGUUUCUGGAGAUCAGAAUCCGGCAGAUUUGAUAUCUCGUGGUAUAACUCCCGAUCAAAUUCGAGAGGACAAGCUAUGGUGGGAAGGUCCGGAGUGGCUGCAACUAGAUGAAGGUUGUUGGCCACGUCAGACGGAAAGGUCAGGCGACGUACACGUUAAAAAGGAAGCUCGGAAAACUGCCGCACAUAACGUUAUUAAAUACGAUGAAGAAUUUGGAUAUUACUACUGCAAGAAAUUUUCGUCGUUUAUCAAGCUCAUUCGUGCUACAGCUUAUUGGAUCCGAUUGAAAGGGAGCCUUUGUAAAAAUAGGGUUGUUUCCAAGGGUCAUCUCAGCACAAAAGAAUUGAAGGAAGCAGAAUUCGCAGUCAUUCGUUGUAUUCAACAGGAGGCGUUUAGGGACGAAUGGAAGGCACUAUCCAAGGGAACGGAGUUACCUAGAACUUCGGCAUUAAAGUGGUACAAUCCAAAAAUUGGUUUGGAUAAUCUAAUUCGCCUUGGCGGGAGACUAGCCAACUCCAACGAGACUGUAGACGUAAAACACCCAAUUGUGCUGCCAGCUAGACACCCAUUCACGCGACUCCUCCUAGAACACUACCAUCUGAAAAUGUUGCAUGCGGCUCCUCAGCUUUUACUUGCUACAAUUAGAUUGCAGUAUUGGCCGCUUGGAGGACGCAGUAUUGUUAGACAAGUGGUACACAAUUGCUUAAGAUGUUAUCGACAGAAACCCAAGACCGUGGAGCAGUUUAUGGGAGAACUACCGGCAGCUCGAGUAACAGUUUCACCUCCUUUUUCUAAGGCUGGAGUGGACUACUUCGGACCUAUCUACGUUCGCCCAGGGCCUCGUCGACCGGCUGUUAAGGCUUACGGAGCUCUUUUCGUUUGCCUUUGUACCAAAGCGAUUCACCUGGAAUUGGUUACUGAUAUGUCUACUGAAAAAUUUAUUCAGGCACUCGAGCGUUUCAUCGGCCGAAGAUCGAUACCUACAGAUCUGUAUUCUGACAACGGGACAAAUUUCGUUGGGGCAAGAAAUCAGAUGAAGCAUUUAUUAGAGAAGCUCCACAGCAAGGACUAUCAUCGAGAAAUCGUCGGAAAAUGUGCUGAGCAAGGAAUUCAAUGGCACUUUAAUCCGCCUGCAGCUCCUCAUUUUGGAGGGUUAUGGGAGGCGGCAGUCAAAUCUGCGAAACGACAUCUGAUGAAGGUUAUGGGAGAAAAUGCAGCGUCAUACGAAGAUCUCAACACGCUUUUUAUAAAAAUUGAGGCUUGUCUUAACUCCAGACCAUUGACCCCGUUAUCAGAGGACCCCAACGACUUAGCACCUUUAACUCCUGGACAUUUUCUAGUGGGCAGACCACUUCUGCAACUUCCGGAACACGAUUGGACUGAAGCACCUACUAAUAGGUUGAACAACUUUCAGCUGAAUCAGCAGCGGCUCCAGCAUUUUUGGACACGUUGGAGAAAGGAAUAUUUGUCGCAGCUUCAAGGAAGAACGAAGAGAUGGAAGCAGGCAGUUCCAAUUAAGGUUGGACAGCUUGUAGUCAUUAGAGAUGAAAACCUGCCACCUCUACGUUGGAGAACGGGACGUAUUACCGAAGUGCAUCCUGGAACAGACGGAGUAGUACGUGUGGUAACGCUGAAAACGGCAAAUGGAACAACAACGCGAGCGGUAGAAAAAAUAUGUCUACUUCCCCCGAGGCUUCAACCUGUUAAACUCGAGAGAUUUCAGGGAGUGCGGGGAUGUUUAUGCUCUACAUUGAGGACCUGUCGACCUCCUGAAUACUCAGCCAUGCUGUCGGAUGAAGAGAGCCCAGCUCGAAGAACUAAUAAAACAUUCCCGUCCAAGGAAGGCGAGCAAGCCCCAAACCCAACCGGAGAAACUCUUAGUUUCGCCAAGCCAAAGAAGCGCGAAGUACUUACCCAAGCCGCAUACAGUCCACCCGAGGUACGAUCCCGCGGAACCGCAGAACCAGCCCAAGUCCACCCAAGGUACGAUCCCGCGGAACCGCAGAACCAACCCAAGUGUGGCCUGGAGGAACCCCAUCUGGGUAUCCAACCGCCGACCGCUUCCGUUAGUGCCCACUCGGUAGUGUUAGACACUCACGUGAUAAGUGCACAAGUGACCCUCCCCGGACCGCAUCGAAACAUAAGGCCUUCACCCGAUACACUAAGGCCAAGUUGUCGCUCGGCUUGCCCCAAGGGGGUGAGCUGCACCGUUCCCGAUAUUCCGGAAUCCCGUUUCGACGUCGCCAAGCUGUCCCCCAACGAGUCGACCAACGCAGAACGGCCGCAGCGAGAUCCCGAUCGAAGAAAAAAAGCCGGAGACAGAACUGAAGAAUGCAACGCGGAACGACCGUGUCAAGACCUACCCGAAAAAAAAGAACAACCGCCGCCAUCGGCCGACAGCAGUCAACGCCAUGCCGAUGCCAACAAUCCCAACAAUCUCACCCCCCUUGCUAUCAACAAUCUAACUAUCCGACGACAACCAUCCGACGACCAACAACUGUGCUCUGCUCGCUUAGCUAGGGUUCCGUUCACAGAAACCCGAGUCACUCGGCGGCAUCCGAGCAGGCACUCUCGGAAAAUCCGAAACCGAGUGAACCGAAAUCAACCCACAACAAGUUUGGCGCCCAAAAUUCGGCCGCCCCCCCAAAACAACUGUGGAUGGAUGCUGGAGGCUGCUGCAAUCAUACCGAACAAGUCUUCAAUGGCAUUCAUUGAGUCAUUUUUUGGGUUCCGUCCUUCCCUAAAUAACAACAGCUGUUGGGCUGGUUGA